UAUUUAUUUGCACAGUUCAUUACAGGACUCAGAGCAGCUGGAUAGAAGUGGCAGAGCUUCCUAAGUCAGAGAGAAACUUCCAAAGCGAGGCUCCCAGAGGAAAAUGGGCACCAAAGGCAAAGUUAUUAAAUGUAAAGCAGCUGUAGCCUGGGAAGCAGGCAAGCCCCUUUGCAUCGAAGAGGUUGAGGUCGAUCCCCCCAAGGCUCAUGAAGUUCGCGUUCAGAUCAUUGCCACUGCUGUGUGCCACAGUGACCACCAUCCCAUUGACCCGAAAGCUGAGGAGACGUUCUUACCAGUGAUCCUUGGCCACGAGGGUGCCGGGAUUGUGGAAAGUGUUGGGCCAGGAGUGACCGGCUUCAAACCAGGUGACAAAGUAAUUCCACUCUACACGCCUCAAUGUAAAAAGUGCAAGCUGUGUCUGAGUCCACUCACAAAUUUGUGUGAAAAAAUCACUCUAGCCAAAGGUCCUGCUUUUCGUCAAGAACUAAUGGAAGACAAUACCUCCAGGUUUACCUGCAAAGGAAAACCCAUUUACCAUUUCUUUGGGAUCAGUACCUUCUCUCAGUACACCGUAGUGUCAGAUAAAAAUCUUGCCAAAAUUGAUGACGAUGCAAAUUUAGAGAGAGUUUGUCUGCUUGGAUGUGGGUUUUCAACUGGCUAUGGAGCUGCACUCAACACUGCCAAGGUCACUCCGGGUUCUACCUGUGCCGUCUUUGGCCUAGGCGGUGUCGGUCUUUCUGCUAUAAUGGGUUGUAAAGCAGCAGGAGCUUCCAGGAUCAUAGCUAUUGACAUCAACAGUGAGAAGUUUACAAAGGCCAAAGCCCUUGGAGCCAAUGACUGCCUCAAUCCUAGAGACCUAGAUAAACCUGUCCAGGAGGUCAUCAUCGAAAUGACCAAUGGAGGCGUGGAUUUUGCCUUUGACUGUGCAGGUGGAUCUGAAGUCAUGAGAGCAGCCCUGGACUGUGUAAGAGUAGGUUGGGGAUCAUGUACUCUCAUUGGAGUAGCCAUGGGUGACAAAGGAUUGACUAUUUCUCCACUGGAGCUAAUAAUGGGCCGGACUAUAAAUGGAACAGCAUUUGGCGGUUGGAAAAGUGUCGAUUCUGUUCCAAAGCUGGUCACUGACUACAAGAAUAAGAAAUUCGAUCUGGAUGCAUUGGUGACCCACACGCUGCCUUUUGACAAAAUCAAUGAGGCAUUUGACCUCUUGCACCAAGGAAAAAGCAUUCGGACAGUGCUGAUCUUUUGAAGACACCAGGCACAAUCUGGAACGCUAUCUGACUGAAUCUGAACCUGUCUGGUUGGUUCGAUAUGACGAAUCCAGGAUCACCAUGAGGUUAAACAAAUAUUCACAGUUCACAUCUCAAAAUCAAAUGUCUGUAAACAUUACAGCAUUUCUAUCCAUAAAAUACAGGAAUAUGUCCUAUGUUAACUAUGAUAACUGAUGUGUUUAUGAAUGGCAUCAUGAUGAUGUUUGGGAAUUGUUUAAACUAGUUCUGGAGAGAUGGGAGUGGGGAGUGAAGGGCAAUAAAUAAAACUAGAUCAGC
This is a messenger RNA of Equus caballus (horse), 1544 nucleotides long. It is a transcript of the gene ADH4A, whose product is annotated as all-trans-retinol dehydrogenase [NAD(+)] ADH4-like. The record is from RefSeq and is a predicted model, not a curated record. Gene Ontology annotation, biological process: formaldehyde catabolic process. Gene Ontology annotation, cellular component: cytosol. Lineage: Eukaryota; Metazoa; Chordata; Mammalia; Perissodactyla; Equidae. Gene Ontology annotation, molecular function: S-(hydroxymethyl)glutathione dehydrogenase [NAD(P)+] activity; zinc ion binding.